Messenger RNA from Notolabrus celidotus (New Zealand spotty), 1897 nucleotides. RefSeq names its product tubulin, beta 1 class VI (gene tubb1). Gene Ontology annotation, cellular component: cytoplasm; microtubule. Gene Ontology annotation, molecular function: GTP binding; structural constituent of cytoskeleton; GTPase activity. The transcript has 5 exons. Bases 160 to 1572 code for a protein of 470 amino acids. The record is from RefSeq and is a predicted model, not a curated record. Gene Ontology annotation, biological process: microtubule cytoskeleton organization; mitotic cell cycle. Lineage: Eukaryota; Metazoa; Chordata; Actinopteri; Labriformes; Labridae.
UCACAUGAUUGCCCGGAGCGUCAUGAAGCAGAGGUACAGAAGGGGAGAGGCGCCCUCUUUGAAGCGAAAUGAUUAUCAACCUAUCUUCAGAAAAGACAUGGGAGACACCAAAGCCUAUCAGAGAUCCCCAGCUGCUCUGUGUACUGUAGCCUGAUCAUCAUGCGUGAAAUUGUGCAUCUGCAAAUUGGACAAUGUGGCAACCAGAUCGGCUCAAAGUUUUGGGAAGUGAUCUCUGAAGAACAUGGGCUCAAUGCAACAGGAAACUAUGAAGGAGACUGCAACCUUCAACUGGAGAGGGUCAACGUCUACUUCAAUGAGGCCCAUGGUGGGAAAUAUGUCCCCAGGGCCCUGCUUGUUGACCUGGAGCCUGGUACCAUGGACAGCGUGAGAGGAAGCCGCAUUGGGGCCCUUUUCAGGCCGGACAACUUCAUCCAUGGAAACUCGGGUGCUGGUAAUAAUUGGGCAAAGGGCCACUACACAGAGGGAGCAGAGCUGGUGGAGCAGGUCAUUGACCGAGUCAGGCACGAGAGUGAAAGCUGUGACUGCUUGCAGGGCUUCCAGCUUGUUCACUCCUUGGGGGGUGGCACCGGCUCAGGCAUGGGAACUCUCCUCAUUAACAAGAUUAGGGAGGAGUACCCCGACCGCAUCAUGAACACCUUCAGCAUCAUGCCCUCCCCUAAAGUCUCUGACACUGUGGUAGAGCCGUACAACGCCACCCUGUCAGUCCACCAGCUCCUGGAGAACACAGAUGAGACCUUCUGUAUUGAUAACGAGGCUCUCUACGACAUCUGUUUCCGCACACUCAAACUGACCACGCCAACUUACGGGGACCUCAACCACUUGGUCUCCAUGACCAUGAGUGGGGUCACCACCUCUCUGAGAUUCCCCGGGCAGCUCAACGCAGAUCUAAGGAAACUGGCGGUCAACAUGGUGCCUUUCCCUCGCCUCCACUUCUUCAUGCCAGGCUUUGCCCCCCUGACGGCUCGUGGAAGCUCACAGUACAGAUCCCUCACAGUGCCUGAGCUCACCCAGCAGAUGUUUGAUGCCCGUAACAUGAUGACGGCGUGUGACCCGAGGCGGGGGCGCUACCUCACUGUAGCUGGCAUCUUCCGUGGCCGGAUGUCCACCAAAGAGGUGGACGAACAGAUGCUCGCAAUCCAGCAGAAAAACACCAACCACUUUGUCGACUGGAUCCCUCAUAACGUGAAGGUUGCCGUGUGUGACAUCCCACCACGAGGCCUGAAAAUGGCCUCCACCUUCAUCGGCAACAACACAGCCAUUCAGGAGAUAUUCCGUCGUGUAGGGGAGCAGUUCGCAAUGAUGUUCAGACGCAAAGCUUUUCUCCACUGGUACACAGGGGAGGGUAUGGAUGAAAUGGAGUUCACUGAAGCUGAGAGCAACCUCAACGACCUGGUGUCAGAGUACCAGCAGUACCAAGACGCCACAGUUGAGCAAGACUGGGAUGCAGAGGAUGAGGAAGUGGAGGGACCAUCGUCAACAACGACAACCAAAACGCAGGUGGAAGUCAAAUUAGAGACAGUGGUCGAAACAAGCAAAGAAACUGUAGAUUAAUAAGACAGCGUAUGGUGUGAUGUGGAGGUUUGAGACGUCUUUGAAGGAUACUGAAAGCAUGUGGCAUUGUCGGUCUGAAGUAGAAUGCUGUUUUUUUUCUUGUUUAGUAAAUGCCAUCACUUGAUAUAGAUAGCUUUAGCUUAAAAAGAAGGUAAUGUUACAAUUAACCAAGGUGCUUUUUAUUUUUAUUUUUAUUUGUAUGUAUUUUUCCAUGUGUAGGCCUGAAAUUUGUCUGAAGGGUUUAAAUUUUGUGUUUUCUAAUAUGAAUUUGAAGAAUGUAUGUAAAUAAAAAGACUGUCCUGUUGCACAAACUAUAUGUAUUUCA